Molecule: messenger RNA, 657 nt
Organism: Hydra vulgaris (swiftwater hydra)
Lineage: Eukaryota; Metazoa; Cnidaria; Hydrozoa; Anthoathecata; Hydridae
Molecular function (GO): protein binding
Source: RefSeq, a predicted model, not a curated record
AUGUGUAAUAAGGUUGAUUUUGCUGCAAGUAUAGGCAGAAAUGAUCUUAUUAAAUUAUUAAAUCAAUUAGGUGAAAAGAGUACAGAAGAUGUACAAAAAUAUUUACAUUUGUUAGGUUAUAAAGGUAUAGAAGAUGCAAUAGAUAAUGCUGUAAAAGAAGGUCAACUUGAAAUAUUAAAAUAUUUACAUGAAUUAGGGUAUAGAGGACCUGAAGAUUUAAUUGAUAUUGCUGUGAAAGAAGGUCAACUUGAAAUAUUAAAAUAUUUACAUGAAUUAGGGUAUAGAGGACUUGAAGAUUUAAUUGAUAUUGCUGCUAAAGAAGGUCAACUUGAAAUAUUAAAAUAUUUACAUUCGUUAGGUUAUAAAGGAGAUGAAUGGACAAUUCAUUGUGCUGCAAAAAAUGGACAUCUUGAAGUACUUAAAUAUUUACAUUCAAUAGGAUAUAAAGGUACAGAAUAUAAUGUAUAUUCUGCUGUUGAAAGUGGAAAUCUUGAAGUAGUAAAAUAUUUACAUGAAUUAGGGUAUAAAGGAAAUGAAUAUGCAUUUAAUUGUGCAGUAGGAAAUGAUCACCUUGAAAUAAUUAAAUAUUUACAUGAAUUAGGGUAUAAAGGUUCUAAAUGGGCAAUUAAUUGUGCUGUAAUGAAUGGAUAUAUUUAA